AUCCAUCAAAACCAACAAAUUCGUAGCGUAGCGUCUCAUUCCCACUCUCACAAACAACCCAACACCUUCGAACGCAUAUCCCAAACUCACCACAAUGGCGACUAUCAAGUCCGUCAAGGCUCGUCAGAUCUUCGAUAGCCGUGGUAAUCCUACGGUUGAGGUUGAUGUACAUUUGUCAAAUGGUGUCUGGGCUAGAGCUGUUGUUCCUAGUGGUGCAUCCACUGGAAUAUAUGAAGCCCUUGAAUUGAGGGAUGGAGGAUCCGACUACCUUGGCAAGGGUGUUUCAAAGGCUGUAAACAAUGUCAACUCAAUUAUUGGCCCUGCUCUUGUUGGCAAGGACCCAACUGAUCAGACUGGUCUUGAUAACUAUAUGGUUCAUCAGCUAGAUGGAACUCAAAAUGAGUGGGGUUGGUGCAAGCAAAAGCUUGGUGCAAAUGCCAUCCUUGCUGUGUCGCUUACAGUGUGUAAAGCUGGCGCUGCUGUCAAGAGCAUUCCACUUUAUAAGCAUAUUGCCGAUUUGGCGGGUAACAAAAAGUUGGUUUUGCCAGUUCCUGCUUUCAAUGUCAUCAAUGGUGGGUCCCAUGCUGGAAACAAACUUGCGAUGCAGGAAUUUAUGAUUCUUCCUGUUGGAGCUUCUAGUUUUAAGGAGGCCAUGAAGAUGGGUUGUGAAGUGUAUCACCAUUUGAAGGUUUCACAUAGUCGUUCUAGCUUCUAUUCCCUUAAUAUUUAUUUGUUUCAAAAGUCAAGAUGCUGUAUAAGCUGGAGCAAGCUUCCGCAUCCCUGUUGAGCCCUACUAAACAUGAACUGUUAGUCUGGAAUGUAGAGGGGACUCUCUUAGGCUGACCAAAAUUUCCAAUAAGGAAAUGGUCAUUCUAGGAUAGUAACCGAUUUUCAAAUUUCAACUUUCAGUUUUUAUUCUGAUAUUUUGAGUCUUGACAAUUCUGAACUGGGAAAAGGUUCUUGUAGGCAGGGCAUAUCUUAUUCUGACUGCUGGUUUUGUAACCGGAUGUGCAGUUUGUAGACUUGUUGCUCGGGGAGAAAGUUUCAUAAUUCAAUUAAAGAUAGAUGUUCGACGCU
Nicotiana tabacum (common tobacco) is the source of this 1077-nucleotide messenger RNA. RefSeq names its product enolase-like. The record is from RefSeq and is a predicted model, not a curated record. Gene Ontology annotation, cellular component: phosphopyruvate hydratase complex. Gene Ontology annotation, biological process: glycolytic process. Lineage: Eukaryota; Viridiplantae; Streptophyta; Magnoliopsida; Solanales; Solanaceae. Gene Ontology annotation, molecular function: phosphopyruvate hydratase activity; magnesium ion binding.